AGGCUAAGCCCGGGGGUGCCCGUUCCCCGCAGCCCCCUUGGGGGGGGGGCGUCUUUUUUUUUUUUUUUUUCAUCAUUUUUUUUUUUUCCCCCUCCAAUCUGGGUUGUUUUUUUAUUAUGGGAUCUGCGGGGGAGAAGAUCUUCCAGUCUGGCUUUGCUGUGCUUCCUUGUCCGGCUCUCCGCGGGGAACUAUAAUAUUUCUUCCCCAGGAUGCUGCAGUGAAUCGUAGUCCCAGGAAAUCAGGUGAACAAAAAUAAUCCGAAUUACCCGAACCCCGUUUGUUACGUGUCGGAACGGACGCUGCCUGAGCACAGAUGAUGGCAAAAAAUCCCCUGGAAGGGUCCAAAGAGGACCUGAGCAAAAUUUCGGAGGAGGAGAUGCUGAGGUGGAGCAAGGAGGAGCUGGUGAAAAGACUGAGGAAAGUGGAGAAUGAAAAGAUGAACUUAAUGGUGGAACACGGCAACUUGAUGAAGGACGUGAACCGGCGGCUGCAGCUCCACCUGCACGAGAUCCGCGGGCUGAAGGAGGUCAACCAGAAGUUGCAGGACGACAACCAGGAGCUGCGGGAGCUCUGCUGCUUCCUGGACGACGACCGGCAGAAAGGCAAGAAGCUGUCGAGGGAAUGGCAGCGCUUCGGGAGGCACACGGCCAGUGUGAUGUGGAAGGAGGUGGGCAUGUACCAGCAGAAGCUGAAGGACCUGGAGGCGAGGCAGGAGACCCUCCUGCGGGAGAAUGUGGAGCUGAAGGAGAUGGUGCUCAUGCUGGACGAGGAGCGGAGCGGGGCCGGCUCGCGGAGCUCCAUCGACAGCCAGGCCAGCCUGACCAACCUCAACGGCGGCUCGGCCACCAGGGACGUGGGGGACGGGAGCAGCACCUCCAGCACGGGCAGCGCGGGCAGCCCUGACCACCAUCACCACCACCUCCACCACCACAAGGCCGGUGACAGCAAGGCCGGGGCCAUGCGGAGGUCUAUGGACGACCUGUCUGCGCCUCUCCACCACCGGAGCAUCCCCAAUGGUCUCAACGGUACCAGUCAGAUGUCACCUCCUUGCAGUCCCCAUACCACAUUGGCACAACGGUCUGGGUUGGAGGAAGCUCUCUUCUCUGCGAUGGAGACACAUCAGACCUCGAUGGCUCCUGCCAAACUGUGAAGCAAAGUUUCAUCUACUUGACCAGUUCCUACCUCAGUGACAUGAAGAGCACUCUUAGUCCUUCAAACAUUGCAUUAACUUUUCAUUUUCUGUAUUUAGGAUGUUAAUAUUUUUGGUAUCACAGGCCACUACAUACAGCUUCCUUGUGAUUAAAUAAGGAGACCCUCCCUGGGCUGAUAGGCUAAAUGUAAGACCUCUGUAGAAAUACUUGUUUCCCUCUCUUCUGUGUUCACUGAGUUCUGCUAAUAGGCUUUUAAAUGCUGAUGUUUCAGAUGCUAAGGCUACAGUUUGAGUUUCCUGUAGCCAGCAGUCAUUGGCCUCUCUACCAAGGGGCAUCAGCUGGAGGCAUCUUAGUCAUUGUCCACUCCUGCCUUCCUGCUGGGGCAUUAAGUGUGCCAACCCGUUAGGCUCGGAAACUUCGGGGUAGCUGGUGCCCAUGAAAACAAGGCUCAAGAAACUUAAGGCACUCAAAUUGGGCCAUGUCUGGAAAUAUUCUGUAUAGUAGUGCUUUUCAAUUUUGUAUUCCUCUUUCAAUUUUCUAAAGAGAUAUCUUGUUCUCAGCUGUCCCGUUGAAGGAAAAAAAAUGUAUUGAUUAAAAGGCAAUUUUCUAUGGGCCUUUGAUGGAAUUAUCCACUUACUCUUGUCAAAAGCAAUCAAAAUAAGGGAAAUAAAUUGUGUUGGUUACAUGUAAAUGAUUUGGUCCUCUGGAGGCAUUUCAUCAAAUAAAGCUGAGGAUCGAAUUAAA
Molecule: messenger RNA, 1895 nt
Organism: Anas platyrhynchos (mallard)
Lineage: Eukaryota; Metazoa; Chordata; Aves; Anseriformes; Anatidae
Source: RefSeq, a predicted model, not a curated record